AUGAAAAGUUUAUUUACUUUAGCUAUAUUUACUUUAGCUACUUAUAUUUACCUUGGAGAAUCAAAAACUGGUCUCACAUGCUAUGAACCUAAUGAACUAUCUGAGAAUUUUCAAUCAGUCACAUGCUCUGAUAUAAGAAGUAUUAUUGGAAAUGGAGGAGCUAACACAUUUAUUAUAGAUACAAAUAGCGAAGAAAUUGUCAAUUGCACUUGGAUACCAGAUAAGACAUGUACAGUCUUGAGUGAGAAUAAGUAUAAUAAUGGUUUGACAUCCAAAUGUUUAGGAUUUGCUAGUUUUAAUGAAUCCGAAAUAUAUAUUGGACCACACCCAGUAAAUGUUGCAACUUCAAAAAUUGCAGGAGUCCUUUGUUGUUCAGCGCUGUGUGCAGAUGAAAGUCAAAAUGGACAAGGGACAGAGACAAAACAAAUAGUGGAAGAGAUUUCAGAUCUGUUUACAAGUAAAAAAGUUAUGGCAGUUAGUAGUUCAUGCCAAAAUCCUCAGGAAUUGGGAAUACUUGAUAAUUUAUCUUGUAGUCAACUAAGAGAUCCCGAAGUAAAUAAUAAAUUGACCUAUGUUGGAAAUCCAUACUAUUUAGAAAACAAGUGUACUUUUAAUUAUGAUGAAAAUUGUAGACCAUUUGAAAGUAAGAAUUGUCUUGGAUAUGUGAUUAAUGGGAAUCAUGAAGUUUGGUUUGGUAUGCAACCAGUACAAAGUAUAGGACCACUAGUGCAAAAUGUCUUGUGCUGUUCGGUCAGUUGUGGGGAUCAGCAAAACUUUGAAUUAACAAACAUAGGAAAUGUUAGCAAUUCAGGUCAGAUUUCAACUCCUUCACCUAAUUCUAACAAUUAUUCUGAUACAAUUGUACCUAUUUUACCUGGGCAAUCUGGAAAUCAAGAUAUUCCAAUUGCAAAUAAUUCGAUAGUGACAACAGUUACUCAUCCAGAUGGGAUUAUAGUAAAUCCAGAGACACAGACAACCGAAUCAAAUCCAACAUCUGGAUCUGGAAAUUCUACAGCUAUAAUAAAGGAAGUACAGAAUUCAGGAAUAUCUCAAUCAACACUUAAUAUGAAUUCUCCUCAACCAGACUCACAAAUAAAUUCUAGUAUUCAAAAUUCUAGUGAAAACGAAAUUCAGAUAACUACUUCAACUACUUCAGCACCUCCAGUAAUAGGUGAGACAUAUUCAGGAACUGAAUUCAUAAAUUCUGUGCCUGUCCCAAGUACAAAUCAGGAGUCUAACACACCUAUAGAAAGUUUCACUAAUACUACUGAAGCUUCUAUGUCUUCAAAUGGCAGUGAAUCAGAUAUACAGGUAGUUGUGACAACGACUUCUACACCAGAAACAUUUAAUGUUGUAACUUUUUCAAGUUCUAAUUUAAAAAAUGAGACAAGACCUGAAGUACAGGCUGGAAGUCCUGAAAUGCAAGAAUUAUUUAACAGCAUACUAAGUUGCUCUCCUCCUACUAAAUUCAAUAUCCCAUAUGUUACUACAUGCGAAGAAUUAAGAGAAUGGGCAAAUCUCUCAUCACUAAUUAUAUUAUCCCGUAGCAUUUCACAAUGUAGGUGGCAUGAUGAGCCAACUUGUACUCUAUCAUCAGUUUCUUGUGCUGCAUAUGUUAGUACGGGGACUGAUAUAAUAUUUGUGCCAGGUUCAAUUCCUCAGGAAGGAAUAAGUGGUAUUCAAAAGUUGUCUGAAUCAGAGCAGAGAAGGUUACGUGGGAAAACUGCUGAGUUCAUGCCUCUCUGUUGCAAUGUUGUGUGCUAA
Molecule: messenger RNA, 1764 nt
Organism: Cryptosporidium muris RN66
Lineage: Eukaryota; Apicomplexa; Conoidasida; Eucoccidiorida; Cryptosporidiidae
Exons: 1
Coding region: 1-1764 (587 amino acids)
Source: RefSeq, a predicted model, not a curated record